This is a messenger RNA of Cylas formicarius (sweet potato weevil), 1634 nucleotides long. RefSeq lists its product as uncharacterized. The record is from RefSeq and is a predicted model, not a curated record. The transcript is spliced from 8 exons. Gene Ontology annotation, cellular component: plasma membrane. Gene Ontology annotation, molecular function: long-chain-alcohol O-fatty-acyltransferase activity; diacylglycerol O-acyltransferase activity. Lineage: Eukaryota; Metazoa; Arthropoda; Insecta; Coleoptera; Brentidae. Gene Ontology annotation, biological process: triglyceride biosynthetic process. The coding region runs from base 69 to 1625 and encodes 518 amino acids.
CUCAACUCUUUGGGCUAUAUUCUCGAACAUAAUACCUUCCUAUUUGAUAUCAUUGUGCUUCAACAAACAUGCAACUUGAGAAAAUACAGCAGGGUCCGAGCCUGUUGUUUUACUUGGUGACGGCACCUUUUUUGCCGCUUCUGAUACCCGUCUUCGUUCUACUCUUCAUUUUUAAAACGCUUCUCAAGCUGGUGCUUAUUUCCAAACAUGGAAAAAGGUUCGGCGGGUUCCUCGCUAGCCCCGACACCCUGUGGACGCACGAGAGAAACGAAUGGAGGUGUGUGGUGAACGUAUUGUUUUUGCUGGAGUGCCAAGAUAGGAUAGACCUGAAGCAAAAGCUUACGGUACGCGCUAAAGAAAGGGUAUUUGACGUGAACGACUAUCCAAAAUUAAAGGCAACGGUGCACAAAUCGUGCGGAUAUUAUUAUUUUGUAAACGACGAUGUGGAUUUAACUGACUGCGCCAAAGUGCUGCGCGUGCCCAAAGAUAGGCCGUUUGAUGACGACGCUUUGAGGGAUAUCGUUAGUGAAAUGGUUAACGAACCGCUUCCCAAAAAUGGCGCUGGGAUGUGGGAGUUUCGGGUUAGCGAAAGUCCCCUUGUAGCCAAGAGGAAUGGUAAGCACGCCUAUCCAGUGAUAUUUAGAUUUAACCACGUGGUGGGAGACGGGGCCACCUUCAUUUCGUUUUUUAUGAAGGUCUUCAGCGACACACAAGCGGAUCAGUACUUGACCACAACUCUUAAGAAGUACAGCGGAUUACUAACCCAAACCUCAAAUGACUUCAACUUGGUGAUUUGGUUCGGCCGCAUUAAAUCAAUCCUAAGGAAUUUAUACGUGCUGUUUUUCAUCUUUGGUACGUUGCUUCAUCUUCUUUUCGCGCGAGAGAGCGACGAAAAUCCUUUACACGGGCCUUGCCUGUGCGGCGAUAAAAUUGUCGCGUGGUCCGUCGAAGAUAAGGAAGAAUUGAUCCCUACGGUGAAAAAAAUUAAAAACAAAUUCCCGAAAAUGGCGUUUUCGGAAGUAGUUCAUACUGCGCUGGUUGCCAGUUUGACGGAUUUUUACAAGAGGAACGGAUACGGCGUGCCAAAUUACAUAAGCGUAGGGAUGCCGUUUAUUAUGUCCGUCAGGGACAUGUUGAAGCCGGGUCCGGUCACGCUGGUCAACAAAUUUUCUUUUGGCAUUGCGACUUUUCCAACCAGGAGAGCUACGUUAAUUCAGACGCUUCUAGAAGUCAAAGAGCGAUUCGAGAUAUUAAAAAGUGGCAUCGAAAUAGAGGUAGCUUUCAUUAUUAUGGAAUACUUCAUGGGUCUCUUGCCCGCUUUCUGCGUAAAAAUAGUAUCCACGUUGCCAGGAAUGACUGCCAUUGUGACAAGCCUUCCAGGAACUGCUAAGGUUACCUUCGGUAACACGGCCAUAACUUCAGUAACGUUUUACGCCCCAAAUAGGAUGAAAACAGGACUAACGAUCAGCAUCCUCACUUACGAUGACCGGUUUCAAAUAGGCCUGGAGGUUGAUAAGGCCCUUAUAGCAUCGAAAACGGAAGCCCAAAUAAUUUGCGAGGAUAUAUUUAAAUACUUAAAGUUGUUGGACGCUGAAACGAGUUCGCUUGGUUAUAAUGAAAUUUGAUAAAUAAUA